AUGCGGAGCUUUCUCACCGAAGGCCUGGAAGACGACUGCUACGUCAACGGGCUCUACUUGGAGGCUGUGGACUGGGCUAGCGGCGUGCUUACCGAGAGCGAACCCAAGGAGGUCUUUAUUUCUUUUCCUGUGAUGAAGCUGGUGCCCCUGGGUGGCGGACAACGCGAUGCAGUGUCCUGUGUACGCCUGCCCAUGCUACAAGACAACCGACCGAAAAGGCGUGCUCUCCACGACGGGACACUCCACAAACUGCAUCCUCACUGUGAAUCUCCCACGGGAUCCGCAACAAUCGGAGAACCACUGGGUGCUGCGUGGCACUGCACUCUUUACCCAGUUGGAAUACUGAGUCUUGUUUUUCUUUUCUACCUUAACGAUGGGUAUGAUGGAAACCAAAAUCACGAUGUGCAUUCUUUGUUUUCUUCUUCUUUAUGA
Messenger RNA from Leptomonas pyrrhocoris, 432 nucleotides. Its product is annotated as dynein heavy chain putativedynein heavy chain point mutation. Lineage: Eukaryota; Euglenozoa; Kinetoplastea; Trypanosomatida; Trypanosomatidae. Bases 1 to 432 code for a protein of 143 amino acids. The record is from RefSeq and is a predicted model, not a curated record. The transcript has a single exon.